This is a messenger RNA of Moneuplotes crassus, 966 nucleotides long. NCBI's taxonomy places the organism in Eukaryota, Ciliophora, Spirotrichea, Euplotida, Euplotidae. The record is from the annotation of a GenBank genome assembly.
UUUAUACUAAACAUAAUUCCUAAAAUAUUGCUCUUCCCCCAAUUAAAAUUAAGAAUGAACUGCAAAACAAUCGAUUGCUUUAACUUAAGAGAAUACUUUUGUGAAAAUCACGAAAUGGUCAUCUGCUCCAGCUGCUAUGAGAACCUUCACUUUGACUGUGAGAGGCCAGCCAAGGAAAGUGAGAAUGGAAAGAGGGUCUUGCCUAUAUUACAUACGGAGGAGCUGAGCAGACAAGUGAAGAAUAUAAAGUCCGCGUUUAUUAUUUUCAAUUAUCAUAAGGAGAAAAAUAAUAUGGAAUGAGUUAGGGACUUUGCUGAACGAUUAGAGAAAUUUGAGGAAGAAUGGGAUCACUUGAGAUAUGAAACAGUGCAGGCAAUGAGAAUGGAUGAUUUUCUUAAAUAUGAUGAUAUUCAAGAACAUCUAAAAUGAUUCUUUAUAAAAUUGAAAGAAUCAGAUCUUUACAGCGAAUUUGCCAACAAUCUUCUUCAUAAACAUAUUCAGAAGGGAGUCACUAUGCUUACAGAUAAACCCUUUGAAGAACUAUAUGAUCUUGAACAAGGAUAUUGGAAAAUAAGAGAAAAACAAGUUGACUUCCACAAGAAAAAGCUCGAAACCCUCGUAAAACAAAAGGACCAAACCCCAAGUGACACUCCCACUACCACUUUAAACUCAUCACGUUCUCUUCCUGAAUUCAAAAGUCCUGCAGAAUCCCUAAUCCCUGACCCGAAGGUAUUAGAAAAGGUUGAGAGACAUGUGAGUGAAGUUAACUUAGUUGGAGAGGGUAUGCAGGAAGAGACUACUGAGAAUAAGGAGAUGAAGAUGGAGUAAGGAGAAACAAGGGAAUAUGAUGAAGAGACAUACUGGAGUGUCUUUUUCUUCAUCCAAGUUCCAUAAUACUUGAGAGGAAAACACUUUGCCCAGACAGAACCCUAAUCUUUAAGCUAAUUCCCUUUGUAAAAUCCAUCA